This is a messenger RNA of Hypomesus transpacificus, 4869 nucleotides long. Its product is annotated as apoptosis-stimulating of p53 protein 2-like. The transcript has 21 exons. The record is from RefSeq and is a predicted model, not a curated record. Gene Ontology annotation, biological process: regulation of apoptotic process; signal transduction. Bases 117 to 3599 code for a protein of 1160 amino acids. Gene Ontology annotation, molecular function: p53 binding. Lineage: Eukaryota; Metazoa; Chordata; Actinopteri; Osmeriformes; Osmeridae. Gene Ontology annotation, cellular component: nucleus.
GACUCGGCCGAGGAAGAAGUGAAACGUCUGGCAUAUCAAGCAACCGGGAUUACGGCUAUCGAAUUGCCCUGCUCUUUCCCUGAAAAGACCAUUUAAAGGAACUCGCAAUUGGUUAAAUGCGGUACGAGGCUAAAAUGAUGCCGAUGUUCCUCACAGUGUACCUCAGUAACAAUGACCAGCAUUUUACAGAGGUGCCCGUUACCCCGGAGACGCUGUGCCGGGACGUGGUGGACCUGUGCAAGGAACCAGGGGAAAUGGAAUGCCACCUGGCCGAGAUGUGGCGUGGUUCCGAGCGGCCCGUGGGGGAGGGGGAGAGGAUGCUGGACGUACUCCAGAAGUGGGGGCAGCACAGGGUCGAGGUGCGCUUCUUCCUGCGCCAUGACCGAGCACCCAGCAGAGAGUCGGGUGGCUCCAGGAGCUCGGAGCCAAAGAGGAACGGAUUGAAGGCUCCUUCGGACAGAAGAAUGGAGAACGGGGUGGCCCCCCGGAUGGACAUGACCCUGGCUGAGCUCCAGGAAAUGGCUGCCAGACAGCAGCAACAGAUAGACUCACAACAGCAACUCCUGGCCUCUAAGGAGCAGCGACUGCGCUACCUCAAGCAGCAGGAGCAGAGGCAGCAGCAGCAGGCCUCGGAGCAGGAGAGGCUCCAGCGCCUGCGGGAGAACGUGGAGAACCAGGAGAGCCGUCUGAAGAAGGUGCGGGGCCUCAAGGGCCAGGUGGAGCAGAAGCGCCUGAGCAAUGGCAAGCUGGUGGAGGAGAUCGAGCAGAUGAACAGCCUGUUCCAGCAGAAGCAGAAGGAGCUGGUUGUGGCCGUGUCCAAGGUUGAGGAGCUCAGCCGGCAGCUGGAGAUGCUCAAGAACGGCAAGAUGGAUGCCUACCAUGACAACCAGAGUUCUGUGGCUGAGCUCGACCGACUCUACAAGGAGCUCCAGAUGAGGAACAAGCUGAACCAGGAGCAGAACAGCAAGCUGCAGCAGCAGAGAGACAACCUGAACAAACGCAACCUGGAGGUGGCCUCCAUGGACAAGCGGGUCAGCGAGCUCAGGGACCGUCUCUGGAAGAAAAAGGCUGCGCUGCAGCACAAGGAGAACCUGCCGCCUCAGAUCCCUUGGCCUUCAGAGCCGGCCCACCCCAAAAAUGGCUAUCCGGGUAAAGAGAGGGCUACAAAAGACGCUCUUCCUCAGGUCCCCUCUGACAGUCAGGCAGGACAGCAGUCUGGCCCGUCCCGCGUGGCGGCGGUCGGCCCGUAUAUCCAGUCGUCCACCAUGCCGCGCGGCCCUGUGAGGCACGAUCUGCUGGUCAAGUCCGCCUACCCAGACGGCACCGCCACCCUGCCCUCCCAAGACCCCCACGCCAAGCCCAAUACUGGAGCAGAGGAUCAUGGGGUAGUGGGCACCUGCGACGUGACUCUAAGCUCAGAAGCCAAGCUGUCAGAGUGGGGUCCCCCAGGUUCUGAGUCUAACAUCACGAGCCAUGGUUCUGCCUCCACACUACCCAGAAUGACCUCCCACCCCAGCCCCAACGCAGAGCAAGAUGAGAAUGAGGUGCAGAAGAGGGACAGGCGGGUGCGCCCCUUCUCCAUGUUUGAGCCCACGGAGUUGCCAGCUACGUCCCUUCGCAAGAACCAGAGUAGCGAUGAUCUUGUCAGGGACGCCCAGUCUGCUGCCAAGGGCCCGGUUAAGGUGCCCCCCCCGGUCCCCAGUAAACCCAAAGGCCCCCCUGGCGGCCCCUAUGGCAAACCAGGCCUCAACACCGGAACCUUCCCCAAAGCCAAGCCUCAAGGCCCCCACGCCCAGAGGCCCCCGUCUCGCACUCCCCUGCCCUCAUCCCAGAGCCAAACCCUUCCCCUGCCUUCCAAGCAGGACCCACCUCCUGCCGCAACGGUCAGACCCUUCACCCCCGAGCCGCCCUCCUCCAAGGAGGGCUCCGGCCAAGGCCAGAGCCUGAGGAAACCCCAGACCCUGGCUGCCAGCUCCAUCUACUCCAUGUACACCCAGCAGCCCAUCCCAGGGAAGAGUUACCCCCCGGUGGUGCAGGGGGUGCUCUCCCGCUCCCAGAGCCGGGGUAAUGGCUUUGUUAGUGUGUACGGCAAGCCCGUGAUCCCAGGCGGUGGUUCCCAGCACCCAGAGAACCCCUAUCUGGAUCGUCCCUUCCCCGGCCCAGAGGCCGAGGUGGACCACGCUGUCCCCCAGGCCGGAGGCCCUACGGGCGAGGGCCAGCCAGAGGCGGAGCGCAUUCCACGGCCCCUCAGCCCCACCAAGCUGCUGCCCUUCAUCUCCAACCCUUACCGCCACCAGAGCGACGGGGAUCUGGAGGCCCUCCGGAAGAAGCUCUACAACGCCCCCCGGCCCCUGAAGAAACGCAGCUCCAUCACGGAGCCCGAGGGCCCCGCGGGGCCCAACAUCCAGAAACUCCUCUACCAGAAGACCACACUGGCCGCUAUGGAAACCACUGUCACCACGCCCACUACGCCUACCUAUCCAGGAGAAGGGGAACGAGAGGGCGAGGCAGGGCAUGCCAUCCCGGGACCCCAGGCUGGUGGGGAGAGCAGCCAAUCAGGAGUGACGCAAGAGGGGCUUUAUAUCCCCACCCCGGGACCGAAUGCCACCCCAGUCCCGGCCGAGCAGACCCCCCCCACGGAAAUUCCGGAGACAGACACAGAGGACAUAAUUCCCCCCCCUCCCCCAUCACACCCUGCCCCCAGGCCCGAAGAUGUCCUCUUCCCCCUACCGCCCACAAUGGCCAGCGUUGAGGAGCCUAUACCUUCCAACCCGCCCCCUCCACCAGAGUCCUUCAUAGAGGAGUUCCCUCCCUACCCCCCACCCCCCUACCCCAGUGGGGCUGAACAGGAGGCUCUGGGGGAGGACACCUUCAACAUGAAGGCCCCGGAGGUCACAGGACAGAUCACACUGCCACCGGGCAAGAGGACCAACCUACGUAAGUCGGGCUCGGAGCGCAUCGACCACAGCAUGCGGGUGAAGUUCAAUCCCCUGGCGCUGCUGCUGGACUCGUCCCUGGAGGGGGAGUACGACCUAGUCCAGAGGAUCAUCUACGAGGUAGAGGAUCCAAGCCUGCCCAAUGAUGAGGGCAUUACUGCUCUCCAUAAUGCUGUUUGUGCCGGACACACAGAGAUUGUGAAGUUCCUGGUGCAGUUCGGCGUUAACGUCAAUGCAGCUGACAGCGACGGGUGGACCCCCCUGCACUGCGCGGCGUCAUGCAACAACGUGCAGGUGUGUAAGUUCCUGGUGGAGUCGGGGGCGGCCGUGUUCGCCAUGACCUACAGUGACAUGCAGACAGCAGCGGACAAGUGUGAGGAGAUGGAGGAGGGCUACACCCAGUGCUCCCAGUUCCUCUAUGGUGUGCAGGAGAAGAUGGGCAUCAUGAACAGGGGUGUGGUCUACGGCCUUUGGGACUACGGCAACGAGAACCUUGACGAGUUGGCGUUCCGUGAGGGUGACUGCAUGACUAUUAUCCGCAGGGAGGACGAGGACGAGGUUGAGUGGUGGUGGGCACGUGCUGGCGAUGUGGAGGGCUACAUCCCCAGAAAUCUCCUUGGGCUGUACCCCAGGAUCAAGCCCAGACAGAGGAGCCUUGCAUAAGGACUGUUAUACCUGGAACACCGCCUCUCAGAAGACAGACAUGCUUUUGUCAAAGGCCACUCUAAACUGCUUUAAGAAAGGCCCCACGGUCAGAUGAAUGAACGUUAUGAGACCAAACUACAUGAAGGAGUUUCGAGCAACUAUGAACUGUCCUCUUCCAAAUUGGGCCUAUCAUAACCACUGACACUGGCCCUCGCCCAGGCACUUUUUUCUACUUCAACAUAGAGGGAGCUUUCCACACAUAUUUUUCCAAGACCACUGUAGGUGUUUAUGACACUAAUGACUUUACGUUUCUUUUGUUUUUGUUGUAUUGUUUUUACUCAGAUUUAAGCCUCUGAAACGGUUUGUCUAUAGACCAGAAGUAUAAUGUCAGGGGUACAAAUGGAACAGUAUUGUUUUUCUAAGUGAUUUUAGUUUUUAUAGUCUAGUUUAAACCUGUCUUUUCUUCUGGUUAACAGCCAUUUUACUGUCUAGAGAGAGAGAGAGAGCUGGAACUGAAUAGGGCACCAGAGAGUGAAUGAGGGUGAUAUACAAUGAACAUGAUUGUUACAGUAAGCUGUUAUAAGUGUGUGUUUCUUGUUGUGUAUACCAUGACAAUCUAACAGAGACUCUGUACUUUGACAAUGAUGUUUCCUGUGUUUUGUGACCAUGUCCCUGUCUCUUCCUAUCCACAUUAUACUGGAGAAUUGUAUUCAGCAGCAACCUCUACCUAGUUAAAAAAAAUUAUUAUGAUUAGUUGUAUGUUCAGUAAGGCAGUGAUGUUGAAUGAGCUAUUGCCAUAAAUGUGGUUGUCCAUGAUAUCAGCAUAACCUGUAAAUGUUUUUAACGUUUUUCUCUGGGUUUAUCGCUGUUUAUAGCUCUGCUAUAGAGAUUAUCUAUCAAAUUCACUUGUGUAACACAGUUGUUAUACUGUCAUAAUCAAGCUUCACCUGGCCAUGUUGUAUUGAAUGUUGUCUUAAACAGAUUAUAUGGACUAUUUUAAGGAAGACAGAAAGAGAGAAAAUUACAUUUAGAAUAAGUCCAGAAACUCUUAUCUGUGGAUACGGAUGUAGCAUACUGUGAAAACAGGAAACCAGUGUCUUCUUUUCAAAUCAUGUGACCCCAGUAGCUGAUCCCAUCCAAUUUAUAGUAUUUCAGUAUGAUCUUUACACAUCACUGUCUACACCACAAAUUUAUUUAUUUUUGUUACCUUCAAUUAUCACCUUUUUUCAAAACAAUAACCACACAUGUAGAAUUGUGAACAUUUACAAUAAAAUACUUUGUGUAAUUA